Pelobates cultripes (western spadefoot toad) is the source of this 24039-nucleotide messenger RNA. The record is from the annotation of a GenBank genome assembly. NCBI's taxonomy places the organism in Eukaryota, Metazoa, Chordata, Amphibia, Anura, Pelobatidae.
AACUGGAAGAGUCUAAGCUGCUGCUCCCCUCCUCACUCACUCCCCCUCUCCAUCAUCCUGCCCCCCAUUCCUCCCCUCUCCUUAAUUAAGCUUUCACUUCUGCAAGGGGGGGUGGUGGUAUAAAGACCCCUCAUCCCACCCCAGCUCUCCUGCACUCUCCCACCUUAGCACUCACCUCUACACACCUCUCUCUAUCUCCCACUGCAUCCCUCUCUCAGCACCGGGCACUGUGCACCUCUAGACCCACCAUCACUAGCCUUAGCAGCCCAGGGGAAGAGGGGGACUCAUUCUAUCCAAAAAGCUGAAACUCUCUAAUCUGCCACCGUGGACUCUGCAGAGGAAUCAGCUGUUGGUAUAUACGCCAUGAGUACCCUGAAAAACGACAAUGAGCACAACAAUAACAUAGAAGAAGAGGUAAGUGCCUGUUUUCAACCUACCUGUCCACACCCUCCCUGCUUCCCGUCUCUUUUAAGGCUGUAAAACUGUUACAUUGUUUUCAUCCACCCUUCUCUUUAACCUUCUACUUCAGGUGUUCUUUAGAAGCCUCAAACAGCUUUGUUUUAUUACUGGGAGUUCUAUUUUAUUACCUCCUUACUGGGUGUCACUGGCUCCUUCAUAUGUAGUUAUUUGACUAAACGUGGGUCCUAUAGACUUGCUGUGGCAAUCACAGCUUCCACCUUUUUAUUAAGAGCUACAAAUGGCUGUCUAAAGUCCAGUUACUCUUAAGAUCAUGUAGGUCCAAUUUAAAUGGGUUUUAUUAUUUUGUAACUAUUAUACUGUAGCAAGGUUAAAACUAACUUCAUUGGCUUUUCCUGCUUCCUUUGGUAAAGGAUUCCGGGUUUAUAUAUAACUUUAUUCAAUAAAUUUAUGUUGUACAAUUGAUGCAUAACGCUACACAAAACAGCAAAAAUAAUUGUGACUUAACUGGUUUUUAUACAACUCUCUUUGGGAAUGAUGUGGGUCUUCAAUCAAGCUGUUUUGAGAUGGAAAAAUUUGCUUCAAAGUCUUGUAAUGGGCCUAGGUUUAAAAUACCUGCAUUUCAGUGUGCAGGUAAUAAAUAUCUUUAUUUUCUUUUGACAAGGCUCCUACUGGGGUGUGUAUGUAUAUAUAUAUUUUUUUUUAUUAUUUUAAACUUAAAAAAACUAGACUGAAUUUUUUUAUAUUAAGCUAUUUUAGGGAAUUAUCGCAAUCUUAAACUUUGCAGCGCGGCCUUCUAUUCACUUAGAUUUUUUUUUUUUUUUUUCUCAAAUAACACUGUUUAUUUUCUAAAUGGAACUUCAAAAAAAAAAUCUCUACAGAUAACAGGGUCCAUAAACAUCACCUCUAGCUAACCUUGAACCUGUUCAUUAGUGCAUGUAAAUGGAACGUGUUCCUCUGCCCUCUAAUGGUCACCUCCAAUUUGUGGCAAAAAGAACAAGUUUGUGUUGGGUAAUUUAAUCUACCGACUGUGUACUGCUGUCUGUAAAGUACAGCAGUAGAACUUUGUUACAAUUUAUAAUGACUAAGCCUAAAGUAAAAGCUACGAGUGAGCGUAAAUGAAUUUGGAACCCAACUCUCCCAAUCUACUUGACUGGACAGACUUGGGAUCACCGGAAAACUAAAUACAAUGCUUAGUGGGUUUUAUUUUUAAGAAAGCUCGGGUGCCUCGUCAAUACAUUCUAUAUUGUGGAGGAGCUCUAUACUUGACUAGAAUAUCUUCACAAGGUUUUUUGUCCUUUCCCACAGACUGUUCAGUGAUCAAGCAACCAGUCAAAAUUUUAAAGGGUGAAAACUUAAUACUUUAUUAGGCUUUAAUGCACAUUUAUUAUAUGCACUUUUUCUGUUAGGGGGUUGUUUACUAGAACUAGUGCCACUGUCUCGACGAUAAACCAUAUCGAGUACUGCUAAUUAACCUCCAGACAACAGGCUUUCUUGCAAGUUCUAACAGAAUAUUCCCAAAAACAUACUUUUAAACCUCCGUAAACACUGCAUAAAAAUAUGUGCCCUGAUACAAUGCACGAUGUAGAAUUGCUACCCUGUUUGACUAGCUGAAUUCCAUAUACCUUGCAGAGAUAGGGGUGACUGGGUGGUUCGAUUUCAGGGUGUCUGGUAUUCCUUGCUAAGAGAAGGAAGGAGCAUAGAGGGAUGAUAUUAGGCUCUUCUGCUUAAUAGACUGAUAUCAACUCAAUCACACAAAUCCUAGACAGGCUUUUUUGGGGGGGGAGGGGGUGCGCACAUGGGGGAAGGGUACACUAACAGGAACUUGACUAGUUUGCCACAGGUGAAACCUAUUGUUGCAAAAGUCUGUAAAAUUUUAAAGGCCUCUGCAUCUUAAUGCAGGCUAUUAAUGUUUAUUUGCCCUGCCUCUGUAAUUAUUUGAUGGGAUUUUACUAUUCCUAUUUAGGUACUUGGAUGUGAAAAGGUACACUUAAUCAUUGAACAUGACGUGGUCACAUUGGUAACGAGUUACUUUGCUUGUUACCCUGGUGUGUAAAAUGCAAAAGAACUUGCAAGUCACAUUUUGUCUAACAUCAAUGGUAUUGGCUUCCUUUAUUAAAUGUUAAUCUGUAAACUAGCUGAAAAUAGGCAUUUUAAACUUGUAUCUGUGGCAAAAUGUCUGUAUUGACUGAACAUUCCAAUGACUUGAGCAUUCGGAGUUAAACAUUAAGUAAUUGCUCUGCCCAUAAUUGGCCUCUUUUUCCCCUUCAUAAAUCUUGCAUGUAAGCUCUGUUUUGCCAUUCUUGGUCUUGAGCUCAGUAUUGCUGUGCUUGAGGUAUGACUUGGUAAAAACUUCCUUGUCCACUAUUUAAAAAAAAAAAUAAACAUGCUUUGGGGGUGCACUUGUAGUCAGAGGGUGCUUUCAUACGUAAUGUAGACGUAUCCUGUUAUGCUAUGAAUUGUCCAUUCUUAUAUUAAUAGAACUGGUACAAUACACUCUCUUCAGGGUAUCUUUAGAAGAGGGUUUUGGGGGUCAAACAUUCUUGUGGAAGAAUUAGUUUGUAGUAAACUAAUUACUAAACAAAGUGGCACAACAAUUUUGUUCCACCCCUUCAUAACUUCAAAUGGACAAGAAUGACUCAUUAUAUUUUAGGAGUGGAAGUGGGGACAGGGGCUGUUCUGAGAAAUCAUAGGUGAAUUACUAUCUUAUGCAACAAAAUGUUUACAAGGAACACCUUACUAGGAGUAACAUUGCUGUGGAGCUCCUACAAAAGAGGGAUAUUGGAAAAGAAAAUGGACUCACUAAAUAGUGACACUUGGUAGGUUUGUUACUCCACACAUGAGAAUAGUUUUCUCCUUCUAAUUUAUAGUUGAUAUUUACAAAAUAAGACAAAUAUGAGUGAUAUUGUGAGAUAACAGUGUAAUCCCUAUGAAUUUAAUUUCAAAAAACCUAUUCUGAAACUAAUGAUAAAAAUCUCUUGCCGUUUGUUUUGCAGUGACAAACCUGUAAACCUAACAAUAACACUGUUAUCAGACAAACUGUGGCUUGCUAGGUGUUCACCAGAUAACUGCAUAUCUUAGACCAGAAUAUUUGGGCCUGAAACCCAAACCUAUCUGGCUAAUGAAUAAACGCAAACUAGUCAGACUGAACAGUUAAAGGGAUGAACAGAGUGCUUAAUUUUGACUUGUAAUGACCGCUUUCUUUAGUCAGAAUUGGUAAACAACGUGCCCUUUAAAUCUACCAUUGAUUUAAAUUGUCAGUGUGAUGUAUUUACACUUUUUCUCCUCGUUCCUACAUGGAACAUGCAAGACUUCUGACUGAGCUGAUCUCAGCAAUAUACAGAACGAUGGAAAAAGCUACAAAGUAGUGUACUUAUUACACUUUUUUUUUGACCAGUCAGACAUUAGUGAUAGGUGUGAUUUUGAGAACUUUGUCUUUGCACAGUCUCAAGAGUUCCACUAGAAAGCUGAAAAUGAGAUGUGGUGACUCGCCUGUGGGUCUUGGCACGUCUGUGUCUUGACAUCGGAAAGUCUGAGUCCAAUGAACCCACAAUAUUUUGAGUUUCCUUUCCCUGAAAUAAAUCAUAGAAAAUUAGCUUCUGCCUAAAAUGCUCAGAACAUGGCUCUAAAAUGGAAGAUUUAAACAAAUGCCAUGGGAAUAACUGCGUAAGAUAAUUGGAAGCAGCACCCAGAUUUCUGAGUAGGCAAAGAUUUUUACUUUCCUGUUGCAUAGCGACACCUUUGCAUUCUGUAUCCUACUGAUUAAUAGAUAUGAAACUGACUGUCACUGGACUUUCAACUCCUCUGUAAAACAUUACAGUAACAAUAGUUUGGAGGGAUUUGUUUCACAUGUGGUAGCACAAUUUUGCAAAUGCCCAAAACCUUUCCUCUGUCUCUAUCUUCCUAUUGAAAUUCUUAAUGUCUCUGAACUUGGAUAUACAGCUGUUGUAGGACUGUUCCCCCCAUGAUGCUUUUCCAGCCUUGAAGGGCAAAGUAUCAAGAGACUUGUGGUUCUUCAGCUGGGAAUCUUUGCCAUGUCUGCUUUUUUUUUUUUUAAUCAGGAAGGGGCUUAGGAUAAAUGACACACAGCAUGAUCACCAACUUGUAUGACAUCUGCAAGCUGCUCUUGAUUCCCCAUUUUAACAAUCUAAAUUCCAAGCUUUUGUGGAACUAAAGCUUGGUUUCUAGGUCCCUUAAGAAAAUGGACCUUAAUGAAAGGAUCCCAUCUCCAUUUCUCAGUGAUUUUGCAUGAACAUUCUAAAGCCCUGGUUCAUCUUAUAAACAUCCUGUACUGGUCAAGCCCCUUCAGCAGGUUUUUAAAGCAAAUGUAAACAUAGGUGAGAUUCUGCAGAGCUGUAAGUGUGAUAACCUCAAACGUGUACUUGAGGCUCCUCGAAUACAUACUCUGAUGGAGCUCCUAUUAAGUACCUCCACCAGGUCCACUUCCUAGGUACAAUCAGUGACCCUGGAUUGCUUCAUCCCCAGUUGCUAAAGCUUGUCUGGGGUCACUGAGAACUCAUCACCCUGGACAAGGCUGCAGCUCUUGUUCUCAGCAGGAGUCUUCAGCUCAUCUCCCAGGCAGUUAUCAACAUCACUCCAUACACUGUGACAAGCUACUGCCUUAACAAGAGCAACUGUGGCUCUCAGGCCCCCUAGCAGCGAACCAGCAGGUCCAAAAAAAUGCUACUGGAUUCCCUGAACAGACAGGACACUGUUUCCAAUGGAACCAACAGUUGUUUUUUUGUUUUUUUAUAUAGUCUGGACUAGCCCCUUAUGCAUAUUACUCUAAUUAUGGCGGCAAAUGCAAUCUAUUACAAAUAACCAAAUCCUAUAGGCAAAUAUACCAGAACUCUUAACACACUAACUUUGAUAAAGGAGUAGGGAAGAAAAUGACUCCCCUGCCUACAGAGGUCAUGGGCAAAUUAACCUGCCUUGCUAUUCAUAUUGUGCAUAUUGCUGUUUCAGAAAGUGUAUUGGCCUAGAUAAAGAGUCACUGUAGGCACUCAGACCACUUCAGCUCAAUCAAAUAGUCUGGGUGCAAACUCCCAUCACCCUUAAUCCUGCAAUAGUAAUUAUUGCCGUUUUUAUAAACUGCAAUUGCCUCUGAGGGUUAACUCCUCCUAGUGGCUGUCAACCAGACUGCCACUAGAGGGACUUCCAGAAUUGAAACUGACUCUGGGUCUGUUUUUCUGACGCUGGACAUCCUGCAUGAGGACCUCCAGUGACAUUUUCCCCAGUGAAUAAUGCUUUCUAUGGGACAUCCAUGGCCGCGCAUGCGCAUUAGGUUUCUGCUGACAUGGGAGGUGCAUGGGCAGAGCUUAGCCAGUGAGGGACAUCGGUGCUGGACCCAGGUAAGUUAUUGACCCCUUCAGUGCCGCAAGGGGGGUCCUUGACAGGGGGAAGCUAUAGUGACAGGAAAGCGGUUUUCCUGACCCUAUAGUUUUCCUUCAAGUCGUGUCCUUGGUCAUGCCUUAUUGUGGUUUCUGCCCUGAUGCAUGUUGGUGAUUAUAAUCUCGAUGGGUCAGGAUUUCUAGACCGUUUUACAUUAAAUAUAACCUAUCUAUACCUAUUUGUGGGAUUCACAUUUCCUGUAACUUGGGGUACUAAAAUAGGCCACUCCUCAACCACUUGAGUAAAUGUAGCAGCCUGUUCCCUCUAAGGUGUGACCAUGCAUAGAGGGUCAGAAGAUGCUCACAGCAUCCAUCAAUGGAUGUCAGAGGCCCUGGGAGGUAGCUGGUCAGGCACCCCAAAGCAGGAGGAAGAGUACAGCCUGUUGGGGAGCACUGAUGUGUCUCCAGUUCCCCUCUGCUCCUUCACAUGCCCUCUGUAGUGAUGCCUGUAGCCAGAAUGACUUCACUCCAGCUUAAAUAUAAUAGGUGUACAAGGAAGAAGAGGGAACUAAAGAUCCUCACACCAGCUUUCCUAAAGGUAGGGAGGUUUGAUGGGACUUACAUUUUAUUUCAGUGACUGUGAUCAAGAAGCAUUAAUGUGUCAGCACUGCAAAUUCUAUGGUGACAACCACUCUCCAUGUUUGCUAUAAUUGUCAGCUGAAUUUGAUUCAUGUUUGAAGUGCAUUUAUGUGUAGAUCACAAUUUAUUGGACAUAAUUAACAGUUUGUGCCUAAAUUGGGGAUUAAAAUUCUUGCCUAAUACAGUCAACAAGCUACCAAUAUUGUAGAUUAGCAGAAUGUAUAAAUGGAGGCUGCACGGUACCAAAACUAUCGGAUCAAUUUCAGGUUUAUAAUCACACAAUAGAUUUUCUGCACACACCCCCUAAAAUUAGAGGGAACAUUGCCGCAACCUGGUAUCUGACUUCUACUUGCCCAGGUGCUUCGGUGGUGACGAUAACCAGCCCCAUAUGGAAAUUGCAGGGUUAAUACUUUGCAUUAACACUGUAUUUGGAAUACAGGGGUGUGUCUGAGCUCCUACUCAGGCUCUCUCCUGGGAAAAGAAUAGCCAAAGCGACUUAUAGGUUGUUCCCUCCCUUCAUCCACUCCCCCCUAAAACAUGAGCUGUGGCUUGAAGGGUAAAACUGGAAUCUGUAUUGUGACUCUUUAUGUAACAGUCCCAACAGGGUGUCAUCAUGGAAUAACCAUGCAUUGCACAAUCUAGGCACUUUGCUGUUUAGACAACUGUAUUAUCUUGUCUGAAGUCAUUUUUCCCAUGGUGCCCAACUAUAACUGCAAAACGGAGUUCCCAUACUCUUGCCCCAAGCUCAUUACUAGCUGAGGAGUAGUGUUCAGAUCAGAGUUGUCUAGCCCAAGUAAUGACUGGUUGAAGUCUAACAGGACUACAACCAUUCUCUGAUCUGACUCAGCGUUCCAAGCAACUUGCAAAGUCACAGUUGCUGCUAAUCACUCAGAACCUUGGGGAAGACUUUCUCUAGGCCUUUGGUGCCACCAGAGGCCUCACAACCUGCCUUCCUUUCCCAUCCUAAUAGCCCCCAUAGUAACAUAAAUUGCUCUGUGCACUGUCCUACGCAGCAACAAACUACCACCAUAUUUAAAUUCUAGGUCCUCUUUGGAUUUCUCUUUACUAUGCUUCUUUACAUUUGAUCUUUCAAUACAAUGACCGUAUGAACAGAAAUUUCAAAAGCAAACUUAAUAGAACAUUGGGAUUGUAUGUAACGUAUCCACACCAUUUAUGAAAAUAAAUUUCAGGCUAAUCAAUUAACAUAUGUUAAGGUGUCCUAUAGUUGGGCAAGAACAAACAACUGACAUGCUGCUAGACAUUGGAGCAUUGGGUGCUUCACUCCUUGCUGUCAUCUUGGGGUCCUAUGUAUUGCUGGAGCUGCAGGGUUCUGCUGUUGGUCGGGACUCUGCUCCUGAGGGGAGUCAUCUUCAGCCUAUCUUAGUAGCUUCAUGCAUCCUGUUCUCAAGUGGUCAAAAAAAUCUGAGGCUGGACACGAUCAGGUCUUUCCUCGCUGAUGUCUAGGAUUUACAUGGCAUCAGCCAUAGCAGGUUCCUUUAGCAGGGUUCUCAGUAGCCUUUACAAUUCCUCCCAGUGUUCCUAUGGUGGCAGGGUUGCCUCCAUGGGGUGGACCGCAGGUUCUUGUGAGGAGGUAACUGGGUAUGUGCCACUGCCAUAGUCUGAGCAGGGCCAGGAGAUCAGGCCACAGGAUCAAGCUAGGGGCAGAUGAGAUCUUGUCUGGACAUGGGUCACCAGGAGGAUCCAGUAUGUCGCCAGUGGAGUCACAAUAGUUUGGUAAUGCUGUAGGAAGCUUAACUAGGUGAGUGUGUGCAGAAUGUCUCACCAGCAUGAAAGUCAGGCCCCGAGCAGCAUGUUCUGUAUUUGUCUGAGUUUAACUGUACACAAAAAAUGCACGCUUGCAUUUAAAUGUUAUAUACACUGACCGAAAUGCAAACAUGGUUUACAAAAACAUGCCUACAUUCAAACACCCUGCUUGGUGCUAAAUAUAAGCCUGCAAGGAUGGGCAAAGUGUAGAUCCCCAGCUGGCAAAGCCUUCUGAGACUAGUAGUACCGAUGCAAUCUACAUUUUAGCCACCCCCUAUGCUAGUGGAAUGCAGUGUGGAAAAAUGUGUCUGGGCUAUGCUGCCAAAAUGAUGGGAACAAAUUGCUGUAAGUAUGUACCUGUGGGGUAACCUAAAAGGUGGCUCCCAUAUGUAAAGUUACAAUUGGAAGGGCAGAGUGUCACUCGUUUGGUGUCUGCUUGGCUACUGUGUGGCUGAAUAGCAAUGUUUAGGAGCACCUGUAGGUAAAGUUACACAAGCUGGUAUUUCCUGCUUAGUGUUUGCUUUAUUUUGGUACCACCUGAUUGCUAGACUUGUAAGGUAACAUGCUUGGUUAUCGCUAUGGGGAACAUCAGGGCACGGAUGCACUCAUCAGCAGAUCGACAAGUGCUUGUAACCUCCUGGGCCAAUGCCGUUCUGCACUACAGCUACUUCCUAGCAACACUGCUAGCGCUCAGUGACUUAACUCUGUUCAGAUCCUGAAUGAAGUGGGCUUGACAGGGUCCACAAACAGGUCAAAGGGGAAAGGGCAUGCCAGAUAUGGAGGAUGUGGCUUGUUUAAUCACUUGAUUUUUAUUGUAUUUACUUUUUUAUAGAAGGAAUACAUAUAAAAAGUGUGUAGCAGUCAUAUUUACAAAGUCUGACAAUGGUUUGAGCUUAAAGGGACAAUAUAGGCUCUAGAACCACUUCACCUAAUUGAAAUGGUGUCUGGAGUCCCUCUCAGUGUAAAUUUUUCUGUUGCCAAUCAAAACUGCCAAAAGAAUUCCACAAAUGGCGGCAGAGAAAAUGGCAGCACCCAGAUUCAAGGAAGUAAAAGGAGGUGGCAAGGGCUGUGUAAUCUUUAAUGUACAGGACACAAAAGGAAACCAGAGGGGUGGGUGAGACAGUGCUACUUUAACAUGAAACUGUCAUGACUGCACACUUUAAAGGGACACUAGUCAUCAGAACUAAAACUUAAUGUAGUGACUCUGGAGUUCAUACCAUCCCGACUGGCUUUUUAGAGACUAGCUGGCAUUUAAAUUUCUGCCUAGUGAGAAUUACUCAGAUGGCUGCAGGUGGUUUCCUGGGUCGGUUCUGCACACUGUGCCACCUACAUUCAACCUCUUAACACUCUUCAUGGAGAUGCACUGAUGCCCUGCAUGUGCAAUAGUAUCCCACUGCCCUCCUAUGGAAAGCACUGGAUUGGCUGAAAUCAGUUUGAUCUCAGCUAAGGUGGUCAAGCAUGGGCAGAGCCAGCUGCAACCAUACCUGCAGGGCUGGAGAAAGAUGAGUAAAACUAACUUUUAACCAGUGGUAGGGGGCUGGUAAACUAAAUUCCUGACACUAGUGUUGCUUUACAAAUGUGUUAUAUGGACUAUCAGCCAUUGUGAACCAUGGAUACUUGGUGGCAAAGUCUUCUGACAAGGUCAGGAAGAGCAAUAUCCCAAAAUAUAAUUGCAACACUGCAAGUCGGAGCUGACUUAUUCAAAUUUGUUGUAGGUACUCAGUCUCUGUAGUUGGUGAGUGCCUAAGCAGGAAAAUGUAGUCAAGCAUGACCUCUUAAAGGAACACUAGCAUUAAAAAUGCAUGUUUGUAUUCCUAACACUAUAUAUCGUUUUAACCCAUCUAUGCUAUGAGGAGCAAACAGUGAUUCGAAUCUGUAAGGAAGGGUUUGCAUGACUUAAAACUGGUAAUGUUUUGGGUGGCCUGGUGCUUUUUCAGUCUUACAGAAGUCCAUUUGCUGCUGUAUAACUUCUUCAAAUAGAGAGGUAUUUCAGAUAUAGGUACUCUGUACAAGCCUGUAUUUUCAACACUAUAGUGUCCUAGUCUCUAGAUUGGAGGGCCCCCGUGUGCAAUAAAACAUGAGAAAAGACAAACCUUUUCCAGCACAGAGACUCUUAAUGUUUCUGCUUUAUCCACCUAAAACUCAUCUUGGGGCAUCUGUCUGUCCAAUGCUGUAGCUAGAACAUUAUGGAAAGCGCUGCUUGGAUCCAAUUAAACGCGUUCCUAUAAACUGCAGUUGUCAUGUGAUGUCAGUUUUACAGAAGUACUACUCGGCAUCUAGCAGUGUGCUUCACCUUUGAUGGUAAACAAGUGAUACCCUAUUCUGAAGGGUUAAAAUUACUGGGCUGUUACACGAAGACUGCCUCAUUGAGGGUUGUGUUUUGUGUAGUUAUUGAUCCUUGGCAAAAAAAACACUUGACCGUAAAGACUAGAGAACACUUUACUGGUACAAGGGCUAAAAUAAUAUAUGGAGGUGCACUUUAGUUUCCUGUAGAGCAGAAAUCUCAUCACAUCCCAAACUUUACAUUGAUAAAUACAGGAAGGAACAUGUGACACUUGCAUUAGUGUUAAUUAUUAAAUUGCUAUCUAUAAUAUAUUGAUAAUUUUCCUGUUUGACUUAUAACUGAAUGUAGGCAAGGACGGGAAAACCUCUUCAAUAGUAACAUUGAACAUUAACACUUGUAGCACUGAAGGGUUAUAAUAGCUGGGGUGUGUGCCCUGAGCCAAAGGCCUAAUUGAUGCCAAUUCAGGAGCAAUGAGGGUGCAGGUGCUCCCACUGCAGGGAACAAAAGGUAGGAAGCUGUGACUUUAAACAGUAUCGAUAAAACAUUACCUCUAAAUUAAAUAGAAGUAGGAGGUGGCAAAAUAGAUUGGAGAUAAAUUGUGGUCCAGCUACAUAAAAGCCUUUAACUCAUUCUUGAGAUGGGUAACCUUUGGCACCCCAGAUGUUUCCUAAAUCUCCCCUCUAAAGCUCUUACAGCUGUGAUAGCAAAGUAUUAAGGGAGAUUGUCCCCAACAUCUGAAGUGCCAAAGAUGCCUACUCCAGUCUUAUUCAAUAUCAGAUCAUGUGUUCCAAAAUUAUGGAGCUUAAAAAGGUACUAGUAUGACCUAAUCUAUAAAGCACUGAUUGCUUCCAGGGCAAAUACAAGAUUGUCGUGGACCGUAACUGUAUUCAGAUGUGUUGGAGGUUUGCCCUAUGGUUUCAUGACCCAUGGUAUUUGCCAAAAAUGGGGAAAAACAAGAUUUUGUCAUAAUGUUAAAAAACUUGUAGAAAAUUGGAUUUAGUGAGCUGGUAACCAUGUGGAUGCCAUUUCAGACUGUGAAACCGGUCUGAACUCUACAUGGUCUUAAACCCAAGCCAUAAGUGGGUUUUUUUUUUGGUUUUUUAUUAUAUAAAACUAAAUGGCUUGCAGUACUGUCAAAUAACUGCAUGUCAAGGGCUUAUGAAAUUUAGGCGAAAUGGAUUUAUGCAAGGCUUAGCAGGCUAAUGCAACUGAAGAGCUGAAGGCUGUUGUGUUAAAGUCCCUCUAAGGGUCUGUUUAUAGAACUUCUAGAUGGUAAUAUAAUACAUUUGUUGGUGUCCUACUUAACCUUGACUGCCGUGGUUAAGUCUUGUGGCUUGCUGUGACUAAUAGGCCUACAUUCAGGAUUGGUGGCUAGUAAGGGAGUAGCCUCUGCUGGUAGUGCCUUGGUCUAACAAUGACUCUCUCGAGCAACAUAAGUUAUAUUUGGGUCAUUGGUUUGACUAUUCCUCAUUGCUUUACUUAAAGCUUGGAUUCACAAGCCACUGUGCACAUGUGACGCGUAUGGACCUGUGUGAGCACCUCCUUCACCAACUAGGAGUCCUCUGUAUGUUGACCUGACUUGUAAGACUGCACGGAGAGGGUUGGCUCUUCAACCUGACUACCCAUGUUGCAUAGCUUUAAAAUCUCAAUCAGAAUUUAAUCUGCCACAGGCUGUGCAGCCUCCAACCCUCCUCUAGCACCUGUCAUAGCUUCUUACUUCCACUCAUGUCAGCAGCUCUUAUUUAAACCACCAGGGAGAUUUUCUGAAUGAGAACAAAACAUUCUGCGUCAGGAGCAAACCUCUAAAAUAUUUACUAGUUCUGUCUAAUCUGUGCAAUAGAUGCAGAGGGAGCCUAGCCGUGGUGGUGAUUUCGUAUGCAUGGCCGCAUAAUUGCAUUUGGCAGAACAUCAUGCGCCCAAGCAGAAAUGAGCACACUGGUUGACUGGGUCUUGCUUUAUAGAACAGCUUAAUAUUGGCUAAAUUAAUAUCUAGGUCUUAACUCUGGCCCGCAGUAAACUGUAUUUAAAAAUGUUGUUCUGGGGCUUGUGUACUAUAGUCACUGCUGCCAAUGUGUAGUGAGAGCUUGAGUACAGGGCUUAGUUUUGUUGACUUCAAGCUCUCUGCCUUGGUGUCUAUAAUGCGUGCACUCUUGGCAUUCACUGUCAGAUUGUAAAUCCUCAUAUUGCACUCUCCCCAUAACACAAAAUGCACUUAUCUGUAUGCCCUGUCUAGAUCUCUUGCUAGUGACAUUAGUCUUGAUUCUGCUCAUACAUGAGUCUACAACAUGCAGAACCAUUCCUAUGACUUGAACAACCUUUUGAGUGCAUCUUUUAAUUAUUCAAACAGUUUCUUUCCAUAUAACAUGACAUUUCCUGAUCUCCAUUGUCAUACCUGGCUGUGUCUUCUCUUCCUGACGUAUGUGUGUGUCUCUAGAAGCCUACAAGUAAACUGGCAAGGACAAGAUUUGGGAUAGGUAACUGCCUCUUCGUUCAUAUAGCCAGAAAUGCCAGCAGAGCAUAAUGAGAAUUGCACAGCAUCCAAGGUUUACAAUCACCAGACUUUUAUCAAUGACUGUAAAACUGACCAGCUUAAGUACCAGUGCUACAUUUGAAAUCUUCUGCAUUCUAGCAUGUGUAUCUCUGAGGUAGUGGUUCUAAAUGUGGUGGAAUCUUUCAAAAGCACUAGUUUCUGUAGUGAUACCUAAAAGUUACUAACUUUGGCUUCAUGAUCAACCAACCACUAGUUUAGUGGUGUGAUGAACCUUAUCUUGUAGUAAUUGCUUUGGUUGAGUAGACUGAGGUAAAGAUGCUUAGUUAUCGACUUAACACAUUGGAAAACAGGUUGACUUUUGAGCUUUUCUCUGCCUAGCUGCCAAUAACCAAAUAUAAACUGGUAAAGGCUUAGAAAAACUCAGCAGCUUGCUGUUCGGUUAGCUGCCAAUAAACAGGAUUUGUUCUGACCAUCUAGGUCUUGAUCUCCUGUUGGGGUCUCGUCUUAUCUUAUUUUUUACUUGUUUCCUCUCGAACUAUUGCUAAGUGUUGCCUGAAAGUUGUACAAGUUUAUAUCAACUGAACGGUCUCCACGUAGAACUCACAAUUUCUUUUUUUUUUUUUUUAUCUACUCUGCAUAUUGUCUACAGGUACGAACGCUAUUCGUCAGUGGUCUCCCGAUUGACAUCAAACCUAGAGAACUAUACUUGCUUUUCCGACCAUUCAAAGUAAGAUGAAGUUAUAAACAUGUGGUGGUCCCAAGUCAAUAUGGUGACAAGACUCUUCAAAAGUACUACUGUGACUAUAAAACAGUGAUUUUGUUUGUGCUUUGUUUUUCUACCCAAAAGCCUGAAAAUUAAGACUUGUAUGUUUAGUGAGACUGGUCAGAAUAUUUUAGAACUCGUGCUCAGAACCUGCAAUAAGAAUAAAACCAGACUGGAGCACUUAAAAUUUUUAUUUUUUUUCUUUGCGCAUACAGACCCUUAAAUCUAAAUAUUGUAGUACAGAUGAAAAAUCUGCUUUUUAAUGGUUUUUAAAUAAAAUGUGUUAAUAUGAUUGGUGUGAAUUGUUAAUCUCUAACUAGAGUUCCAACCUAGGAGUGCUUCAACAAACUGUUUUUAUUGUGGGUUCUUGUAUCUGUUCAAUGGUUUAUAUUCCCAUUAUUGUGCAUGCCAUAAAUAUGCCCUCCUGUUUUCAAUUUCAAAUGUAUAGUUCAUUCUAGAGUGGUGAACCCCCUAAUGCUCCUGUUUAGGUGUUGAGAAGCAAUAGAUCUUGGAACUGCUAAAGUUCAGACAAGCCGUUUUGGGUGAAGCCAUAUCUUACUGCCAUCAGUCUGACAAGGCUGCUCCAAUAACCUGGCACGUAUAGUAACGGGCCACUUUGUGUAACGGUGAAAGUCUCUCAGACCGUCUAACUCAUUGGAAUUAAAGCUUGGGUUUUGGGAGGCAAAAGGGCUUAUGGGAGGGAGAUCACUAGCUGUAAGUAGUUCAAAAUCUCUUGAUUCCAAAAGAGGUAACUGGCUUAUUUUUCUCUUCCCUUCUUUGCCUGAACUGGGGGUCAUACGGCAGUGAAAGGUACAAUUUCAGAUUCCACCAUUCUGACACUCUACAUAUAUUAGAUUGAUGGGUUAAGUUGACUAAGAUCUUACAAUUUAAAAUGCACCUCCCCAUUUCCUUGCUGUUACAAUGUCUAGUACAUAUUUUAACCUGUAAUGCAGAGGGGUGUGAAAACCAUGGUAUUUUAUCUUGUAUGGCCUUGUCAAUUUCUUCUCUGAUCCCAUCCUUAAACUGCACAGCAUAAGCACAAAUAUCCACACUGACAGAGCACAGCCUUAGUCACUGCUGGGGAAGUAUGGUUACCACUUCAGUUCUGCUACUGGGGACGACCACAGCACCACCCCAUGGCAGUGUGCAAUUACACCCCCUCUGCAGCUUGUCACUGCUGUUCCUGAUUAGCAAUGAAGACCUGUCCUUCCCUAGUUAUCCAGCACUUCCACCUUCCCAAUGCUGCAAUAACAUCACAGGCUUUGCACACUCCUGGAGUAGCUCCUCUAAUGUAUCUUCUACUUUUAGGGUUAUGAAGGAUCCCUGAUCAAGCUAACCUCAAAGCAGGUAACUUUGACUUUUUUUUUUUUUUUUAUCCUCUUACAAACUAUAAUACACCACGUAAUUACCAAUCAAUAGAUUCACCUUUUUUCCUUUCUCUUCUCUAGCCUGUUGGCUUUGUUACAUUUGAUAACAGGGCUGGGGCUGAAGCAGCAAAGAAUGCAUUGAAUGUAAGUAUCAUGACACUUCAACCAACUCAUUUCUAGAUGUAAGUGAUGGGGCAGGCUCAAUAGGCAUUACACUGGCCAGAAUUAGCCAUUGUUAUGGUAGCUACUCUACCCUUAAAGAGAACUUUAAAUUCUGAAGACUCUUUAAUAUUGUCCCACCACAAAUAUAUUUUGGUCGAUGUGUAAAGUUAAGGUGGGAAUGUGAAUGCACAAUCUUAAAUUUCUUCCCACAAACUCCCCUUGACAAGUGGAUGGAUCCACUUAACUGUAGAUUCUACAGCCAUGUUUGUAGUGGGCAUUGCCUGAUCAAAAUAUUCUUAUGGAGAAGCAAUGUUCGCGCAUGCAACGUCAACAGUGCUUCUGUUUGAUAACAUAAUGAGCAUAGGCACAGCUAUUGUCACAAUCCACCCACUGCUUCGUGUAGAGAAGCAUUGGGCCCACACAUACGGUCUGCCUAGUGUGGCAUUUUGGGAGGGGGAGGUGCAAUUCGUCAAAAAUGACACUCAGUGACAUAUACAGGAACAUAAUCUGUGCCCAAAAACUGGUUAAAAUGAUCUGGUUAACAGUUUUCACUUAACUGUAGAAAUGCAAUGCCUACUUUAGGUACCUUAUCUCAAUCCUCACUUUUCUUUGCUGUACCCUCCUAGGGCAUUCGCUUUGACCCAGAGAACCCACAAACUUUACGGCUAGAGUUUGCCAAGGCUAACACAAAGAUGGCAAAGAACAAACUAAUGGCUACACCAAACCCCACAAACCUCCACCCUGCACUUGGAGCACACUUCAUUGCACGAGAUCCAUGUAAGUUCUGCCUCUUACUGGCCUCUUAAGUUCUAUCCAGUAACCUCCUAUGACCUGGUAUGGCUUGUUUUCUCAAUGCUGUGCUUUGUGUGAAACAUGCAUGAACCUUGUUCAGACAAGUUACAAAAACAUAUAUUUCCAGGUUAACACUUGAUUUCUUGUCCUUAGAUGACCUAACAGGGGCUGCACUAAUCCCAGCUUCUCCAGAGGCCUGGGCUCCAUACCCACUCUACACCACAGAGUUGACACCAGCAAUACCCCAUGCUGCCUUUACAUACCCUGCUGCGGCAGCUGCAGCUGCUGCACUUCAUGCACAGGUGAGUGCCCUUGCUCUGUUAACUGCAUAAAUUUUUCUUGUUGCAUAUACCACAAUCUAGCAUGGCUAUUGCAGGGCCAAGGCCUUCUAUAAAACUAUGACCAAUUCAAUAGUCUGUAAAUUAUGACCAUGUGUCCCCCUUUACCUCUAAGUGGGUGACUUCGUGUGCACUCGUCAAAGGAGCUAACUCUUGCUAUUCUGCAAUAAAAUGCUUUGUAUGGAGACUUAAGUUAAAAACACUACAGUCUGGCAGGGCUGUCUCUCUGCAAAUAAAGUAAAUGGCUUACCUAUCUGCUCUACAUGGUUAACAAUUAAUGUCCCCUCUUGACCCAAGAAUCUUUUCAGAUAUGAAAGUGUCUCCAAGACUUCACAGUGCUCUGGUUUAAGAUUGGUAACACUUAAUCCUUAAUCUAUAUAACUUGUCCAGUCUUAUCGCCAAACCCUCUCGGGUGCUGUUUAGUCUCAGCCAACACAAUGUUUUAGUGGAGAUGUUAAACUCAAUAAUUUUUUUUUUUACAUUUGGCAUAUUGCCUGUUUGCUUUCAUAUGAUAUGGAUUUGAUGCAGAACACUUGGAUCCAGCAGUCUGCUCAGAAGGGGGUCUCUUGUUGAUUACUCCAGAGUAAACAAUACAUUCUGUUUUGGGGAUUUAGUGACCCUUGGUGCUUUAUUUUCUCUCUGGACUCUAUGACCUGUCCUGGAUUUGUCAGAAUAUCCUAAAGCUGCACAUUAGAUCAUGUAAAGUUUGCUAGACUGAAGUUUUGGAAUUUAUGGGAAAGCAUUCACUACAGAUGGGGUUCCUUUUGGAUGGCUGGAUAUCAAUUCAAUAUUACUUACAGUAUCAAAACAUUAUGGUGCCAGAAGUGUCCUGGGACCCUUCCAGAUAAGUAGUAAAGAUCUCGUCUUUUUGGAUUGAUUUACCUGGCUCCAAUCACCUGCUCCCUUGAGACUGUACAGAGCUUCCGCUGGCUGAAAGGGUGAGCUAAUGGCUCACAGCCAGGGCCAGAUUAACAUAGGGGCUGAUGGAGCUGCAGGCCCAGGGAAUAGGCCCAUUGAUUUAAAAUAAAAUAAAAAAAUUUACUUUUUUUUUUGGUGCCAAUAUUGCAGUGAUACUGGCAAUACAAAUGCUGGUAUUUUUCCCAGUAUAAACAAGAGAUUACUCUGCAAUACCAGCACUGGCCAGUAGGGGUCGCUGUGUGGAGACAGGCAGGGAUAGGAUGUGCCAGCAUAUCCCUCCCUGCCUAUCUAUACUCACUGAUCUGCAGGGGUACAGCUACAGAGAGUCCAGACAGCAACUCCCACCCUGCAGAGACAGCCUACAGCUCAGGGACGUAAGGGAUGGGGGGGGAAAGGCUGCAAGGAGACAUACACUGAGACACUAAGGGACAUUGGGAUACAUUAUGACACAGACACAUGGGGACAGUGUCCCCAUGUCUCCCAGCCAGUGUCCCUAGUGACUCAGUGCCCCCUAGUCUCCCAGUGCCCCCAGUCUGCCAGUGUCUCACUGUCCCCAUGUCUCCUAGUGUCUCCAUGUGUCACAAUGUCCCAAUGUCUCCAAGCUAGUGUCCCUAGUGUCUGUGGCCCUGGUGUCUCAGUGCCCCAUGUCUCAAUGUCCCCAUGUCCCUCAACCAGUGACUCUAGUGUCUGUGUCCCCGGUGUCUGUGUCCCCAUGUCUUCAAGUGUCCCCUAUUUUCCUAUUGUCCCCAUGUGUCCCAGCCAGAGUCCCCUAGUCUCCCAGUAUCACUGGUGUCUGUGUCCCUAGGUCUCCCUGUGUCCCCAGGUCUCCCCCUCUUCCUAGUGUCCUAGUGACAUGGGGCAUUGAGACACUGUGAUACAUAGGAGACCUGGGGACACGACACUAGGGGACACUGGGAGACAUGGGGCACUGAGACACUGAUACAUAGGAACACUGAGACCUGGAGUAAUCGACACAUGGGGGCACUGAGUCAUGAGGGCACUGGGAGACAUGGGGGCACUGGGAGGAAUCCAUCUAUACAGCAGAAUCAAACUAAGUAGUUUUUUGGUGAUUUUACAGCAUUUUCUCUUAUGUCACCCCUUGUGAGUAGAAUAAUUACCGUCAGGCUUUUUGCUGUAAACACUGUCUUUUCAGAGAAAAUGCAGUCUUUACAUUGCAGCCUAGUGAUAACUUCACUGGCCACUCCUUAGAUGGCUGUUAUUUUUUUUUUUUUUUUUAAAUCUGUUUUCUUAGAUGGCUGUUAGAGAUCCUUCCUGGGUCAUGGCUGCCUAAAAUGCAUCCAAACAUUCAGUGUCUCCUCCCUCUGCAUGCAGACGCUGAACUUUCCUCAUAGACAUUCUUAAAUUCAAUUCAUCUCUAUAAGGAGAUGCUGAUUGGCCAGGGCUGUGUUUGAAUCAUGCUGGCUCUGACUCUGAUCUGCCUCUUGCCAGUCUCAGCCAAUCCUAUGGGGAAGCACUGUGAUUGGAUCAGGCCACCACUUCUAAUGAUGUCAGCAGACUGCUUGUUUUUGAGUCUAAUAGCAUGCAGAGUUACAGCUUCAGGCUUGAAUAUAGUAAGAUUUUGUUAUAUUUAUGGAGGCAUGAGUGGCCCAGGGGGGCUAGAUGGUGGUGUUAAUACUGUAGGGUCAUGAAUUCAUGUUUGUGUUCCUGAUCCUUUAAGGUAAUGCUGACUUUGGUCUCUCUAACACUGUGGUAUGUUCCCUUUCUUCUACACUCUCUACAUACAGCUUUUCUCUGUCCCAGACUAUAUACCAGGAGCAUCUGCCUGCUAGUAAGAAGAUAAGGAGACAAGUGGACCAGCGAGUGCUAGGGGACAGUCCUUAGAAAGCGUUGAGUGAGCGUAUCAUUAGAUGCAUUUAUGCCAAGCUCAGGGUGUUGUCUGCAUAGUAUGCGCUUAGUUGGCUAGCUGCAUGAUUGGCAGGCAGCCUGACAUGCAUUUAUGCCUGGCUGGCCUUCUAAUUCUUUGGGCAGACAUGUCCUCUUUUUGGGCAUGUUCGCCCCUUUUGCAGGUUACGUGAUUUGUGUCAGUGGCACACCCUUUUACCAUGCCCAUUGACUUCCUGCUUGACAGGACACUGCUGUUAUGGAUUUACUUGAAAGAUGAAAACAUAAAUUAGAGAGAGAUUAGCCUAGGGUAUGUGUUUUCUCAUAGCUGCUGUUUUCUUUCUCUCCAGCACCAUCUCCAUCAGAUACAUGACGCUUGGGAGUGUUUUACUGUUUUUGGUCGAUAUGAUUCUGUAAUUAGGCCCCAUCAUGAUUGUCAGCACCAGGCCCACUGUGCUCUUAAUCUGGCCCUGCUCACAGCCAAUGAGCUUAGCCCUGCACUGCCACCCUAACUCAGAACAGAAGUUCCUUCUCUACCAUGGAGAAGGUAACUGACAAAUUAACGCUAUGGCAGUAGAUCACAAGCUUCUGUAAAACUAUUUUUAUUUUACAGGGGUGCAAUAAAGUAGCAAGAAUAGUCUGGUCUCUGGGACCAUAUAGUCUAUAAACUAUCCUCUACCUCCUAUGUAGCUACUGAAUUACUAAUUCCCUUCUAUAUUUGCUCUGCCAGCAGUAUGGUGUAUUGAAGGUAUUUGGCUCUACCAAGUUUUGGUGAAAUUACAGUUACUAGUGACUUUGACUUGGUGGAUAAUUCAUAGCAUAGAAGCAAAAUAUCAAUUUUUUUUUUUUUAACUACCAUCUAGGUGAAUGCUCAAUAGGUAAAUCUAUUAACCUUGCCCACUGACUUGAGAUUUUUCUAUUCAGCAGACACCUAUGCUAUAUUGGAGGCAGGGCUCAAUUGCCACUAGACAUUGGCAAGUGACUAUUUAGCCAUGGUAAGCAGAAACUUGCCCUUGGUGAAUGUGCAAAGGAAUGAAAGCCUUGGUUAGUUGCAUAGGACUUUAAAUAUUAAACCCUGUCAAACCUUUGUGAAGAAACUAAUUGGAUGCUGCUUAUAACUUCAUUGCAACAGGCACUAGUAACUUCAAAUCUACAAUUUAUAAAGUUUAAAAAAAAAACCCUGUAAACUGCUGGAAGCAGAUACUAGUUUACUUGGAGCUGUUCUCGCCUUAAUGUCGCAAUCUUUCCCUUCCUCCCACACUGGUCUGUGGGUGAAACCUGGUUUAGAUGUAUUGCUUUUCUAAUACAUUAUAGUAGAAUGUUUAAAUGUUCUCUUCACUCCCUCCCCCCACUAGUGGAUGGAAAACAUCUGUCUUAAAAUUUUUUUUUUUUUCUUGUGUUAAUAUCCCAGCUUGCUUAAUAACUGUUCCUCCCAGUGGGAAAUAACCAAUCUACAAAUAUUAGAAUAUUGUCCCUCUAGUCUAAAUACUGUGACUUGCAUAUACUUUAUAAGUCACUUAAUGCACUUUCUGCUUCACGGUAUCCUAAUAAUUUUGUAUAUUGCCCUUUUGGGGUUGGCUAUAUAUUAAAACUUCACUUUUAAUAUAUAGUUUUAAACUUUCACUGAGCAGGAAUUGCUCUUGUCAAUGUCCACUUGCUAUACAUCAGAACAAGCACUGAGAAGUCUGUCAAAUUUUUACCUCCAGAAAUCUGACCUGGUGCUGUAAAGGGAUGUGAUAACAUUUUGGUUUGGUAAAGUCUAUUUGUACAGACACUUCAAUGACAUGACUCCGAUUCCCAUUAAAUGUGUUUCCAGGGUUGGCGUACUCCAUGGCUUGACAAAUGGUCGCGCUUCCUGUUCCCACUUGGGCUCCUUUAAAAUUAAUUCCAUAUGUCUUACUUUCCAAUGGGAAGCAAGGAAAUGAUUGUGAGAAUGUCAUGGGGGUUAAAUGUUUUUCUGGAAACUAUAUCUGGCCACACUUUUUUUUUAAAACACAAAUACUAUAGAGAUCAAAAACCUAAUGCUCACUGUGCCUUGGCAGCUGGUAGGAAUCGAAAUUCACUGUAAACUCAAUGCUGGUAACUUUCUUACAUGGUCACAAUGUUGUGGUGUGUAAAUGGAAUAAAGAUUCUAAUCAGAGGUUGCAGACUACAGGCUGAAGUAUACAACCCCUCACAAUUAAACAGAACUUGUCCACUUGGCAGAUUUUAUACUUUUUUUUUUUUAUUUAUUUUUUUUUUUUAAAUUGACUGAGGCCAUCAGUCUCCAAGAAUUGGUAACUCCUAUCUUUUCAGCUAUUUUCCUUUGAACAAGGAAACUGUUACACUAGCCACUUUCACAUUUCAAAUUGAUUGCACCUCGCUAUAUUACAUGCAAAUGCUCCAUAGGAAAACCUAUAGAACCAUAACUGGCCUUGUUCUUUAUCUGGAGAUCAGGGUAAUAUUUGUAUAUGAAGAAAUGGGGCAAGGUAGUGUAACCACAGCUGGUUCCCUUAUUUACCACUAAUGUCUUAAAGCAUAGAACUUAGUAGGGAUAGCCAUAAUUUUAUAUAGUUAGUGUAAGAUCCUCUAUUUAACAUAUAAAUGAAUACAAUAUAAAAUAAGGAUGGUAUUGGAAGCAAUAAAAUUGUCUUUUUGAUAUUAUAUAAAUAUACAUAUAAAAUCCAUUAUAGCAGAGUUUAUAAAAUUAAACUAAAUGAUUGCAAAUAUCAAUAGGUUAACAUACCCUUCUGAACAUGUCGUCAUUUUAGCCUCUGUCAUUUUAAGAUGGAGCAGCGUCUAAUCUCAAAGUCUCUUCUGUUUCUACAUUUAAAAGUACACUGAUUUAUACCUUAGGUGUCUGUUUUAGGGUUACUGUAGUUCAUAUAUGAAAAUAACUUUAAUUUAUCACUUUAGGAUCUUCCUUACCUUGGCAAAAAUACAAGGCCAUAACUAAAGGGUGUAUAAAUCAUGGAAAUUUUCCUGACUUAGUUCAAGAUGGCAUCUUAAAGUCUGAACAUCCUUAUCUGAGGUUGCCACAGUAUAUUACGUACUGAAAGAGUCGUAGCAUAGCCUUGAAGCUUGUUUAUGCGUUAUUGUAAUUCGUCUGGGACAAAAUGGCGUAAACAUAUUAUGCACUGAGGUUAUUGCUUAAAGAAACAUCUAUGAAAAACAAUAUGUUCCAUUUCGAACACCUUGUCAGUUUGCAAUAUCUCUUAAAGACAAAGUACAGUUUAAGAAAUACAUUUCAUUCUAAAAGUGUAAUAUUUGCAUUUGCUCAGAACAGUAGAGAGCUGUGUACAUGUUGCAUUUUACAUACUUUGUUUUCACUCUGGCUGCACUAGUAUGAAUAAACACCAUCUCCAAUAAAUUUUUAGAUGCGCUGGUAUCCUCCCUCUGAAGCCACCCAGCAAGGAUGGAAAUCUCGCCAGUUCUGCUAAAAGCUAUUUAGUAAGUAUGGACUUGCUCGUGUACAGUUUAAAGCCUGCACUGGUACUUAUCUAAAAAAAAUUCCCUACUUUUGUGUGUACUUUGGCUGUGAUUCAGUCCUGUGCUUUACCCACUCAUCUGUGUCACUGUGCUCUGGCCAAUGGGCAACAAAAGGCCUAAGUUCUUAAUCCAUCUUAAAGAUUUCACUUUAACUUAUUUAUUUUUUUUACUUUAGGUUCAUAUUAGGCCUUUAACAUGUAAACUUUAUUAAGAAACUGUCAGGAAAGCCACAAUAAAUUUAUAUAUUCUAUCAAUGUGUUGCCAGUAGCCUUAGUUCAGUUGGUACCAAGACAAAUUUUGUAGCUGUAUUGAAGUUUCUUGUCUAAGGACUCCAUGUCCAGCUGAUCUUCCAGAAUCCGUUUGACCUUGCUCUAUCAUAAAGUGCCUGGAGGGAUGAACGCUAUGCUAUGGGAUAAUUUAUAAUCUUUCUAGGAUUGUUAAUCUGAGCGGAUGUCUUGGCUGCCUUCUCAGCCAUUUCUAGAUCAGUGUUUCAGGACUUGAGCCAUAUCUGCUGUCCUGCUAGAGCGUUUACAUACCUUAAACUGCAGGGUUGUUUUGUUUUUUUUAGAUUUCUUCAACUUUGUCUCUCCAUGAAGUGAUGUACCUGGGCAUGAUCUGGCUGUGUCAAUAAAUCAUAUCCUCUUUCCAGAUGCCUCCAAACGUUUGGCCAACUCAUCCAACAUGGAGCCUUCAUAACACUGCUUUCAAUACAGACCUCGGCUGUCUACAGAAUAAACACUGGUUACUCCUUCAAACCAGGGUCUAACUGCAGAGGCCCAUUUAUGUGACCUCAAACGUUGGGUUGAAGGCAUGGUUGUUAGAGUGAAAGACUGUGUUAAAGUAAUUUCUGUAAUGGGAAGGUUUUUUCUUUUGCAUGUUGCUUCUCUGGCAUGAAUUAACAAUCUUGGUGUGUACUUGUUAAAUCUACUGCUUGUGUAACAAUUGCCGCAAGUCUCUAUAGAAUCCCUUUUGGAUUAUUUAUCAUGCUUCUGUGAAGGCUUAGCUCAAUGCUCCCAUUCCCCUUUAAGUUAAAGUGCACUGUUCUUUGGUCGCUAACUUACACCUUCAGUUUUUUUUUUUGCAUCUUUAUCGGAGAGUUUGUUCUUGCCAAAUAUAAUGCAACCUUAUGGGGAAACAGAGCAAAAGUACCAGUAUUUUUGUAACUUGUUUAAUAAGGAAAUAUUUAUGCAUUUAAGUGUUUUUUUCUUUUGUGUGAUAAUUAUUAAAAAGAAUAUAUUCUGUCAUAAGUUAAUGUUCGGUUAAAGUGUGGAGGUUCGGUAUGGCUUGUUUACUGUACUUGAACAAUGGUGCAAUUUUUGUUGCAGUCUACUGCUUAAUAUUGAUAUUUCAGUAUUAAAGGAAUCUUGCUUGUCUGGAGGUUAAACUUCUCCACUGCUGAUCCUAUGAAAAUGUGAUACUGGAUACAAAUAUAUAAAUAUAAAAAAUAAAAAAAUUCUCAAAGUU